AAGCAUUCUCAGAAAGUUCAUGUAAGACACCAAGCUGAUGAAAGGAGCAGUCCAUAUGCUAGAGGGCAGAACGGCUGUCCAGAGGGGCCUCAAUGAGGUUGGAGAAAUGGGCUGGCAGAAACCUCAUGUAGUUCAACAAAUAAAUGUGCAAAGCCCUUGCACCUUUGAAUAGAAUAAACCUACACAGCAGAAUAUGCUGAGGAGGCCAACUAGAUACAAAGUGGAAAAGGACCUAUUUAUCCUGGUGGAUAGUGAGCUGAACAAGAGGCAGCAGCGCACCUUUGAGGCUACUGCAUUAACUGCAUAUUGGGCUACUUUUAUGAAAAAUCAGAAGUUCAGGAAAAGUGAUUCUUUCCUUCUGUUCAGCACUAGUCAGGCUACAUUUGGAGUAUUGUAUCUGGUGUGGGGCUCUCCAGCACAAGAAAGGCAUUAGCAAACUGAUUCAAAUUGAGUGGAGGGCCACCAAGGUUGUGGUUCAUAUGCUCCAGCGGGCUGGAGCAUAUGAAAUACAAGGAGAGGCUGAGGGAGCUAGGUUUGUUCAGCUUUGAGAAGUAAAGGCACAGUAAAGCAGGGGAAAUCAUAUUGUUUCCUCCAACCACCUAAUGAAUGUUUAUAGAGGAGACAGCACUGUUUCCUCAGAGGUGCACAGCAAAAGGUGAGAGGCAAUUAACAUAGGUUGGAUAGAGAUAUUCCAGUUCUGCGUACGUACAUACAUAUAUGCACACACACACAUUAUAUGUAUAUACACACACACACAGACACACACACACACACACAUAUAUAUAUAUGCGCAUAUUAGAUAUGUAAAGUAACAUAGUAACAUUACAUUAUCUAUGUAAAGUUAUUCACUGUGAGGCAGGUCAAACACUGGGCCAGGUGCCAAGGGAGGUAGUGGAACCUCCAUCUUUGGAGUUCUUCAUCCAAAACUUCACUUGACAAGAUCUGAGAAACUUUAAAAAAACUUUGACAUUAACCCUGCUUUGAGCAGAGGGUCACAGCAGAUGAGCUCCAGAAGUUCCUUUCAAUCUAAAUUAUGCUGUGACUCUAAGACUCUCGGCUUUUCUCUAAAAUUAUUUUUUUUUGGAAGAUAUCCCAAAGGUUGAUGAAGCAAGCAGUUAAGAGCCAUCUAUUUUAGCUUUUUAAGCUGAGCACCAGUCUGGCUUGUUGAUUUUAUUUGCUGCUAUCAGAUUUCUGUUAUAUUAUGUGCAACAUUCCAGUUUCACUUUUGAAAUAACAAUAAAGGUGCAAAGUUGGAGGUACCUUUAAACAGGAGAUAGUCUGGACACCGUAGAGAAAAAAAAGAUGAAUGAUUAUGAAAACAGCAAAAUAAGACUGAAAUACAGUGUAAAAUAAAAAGUUGUGUGGCCUAAGGCCAAUGACAGGAAUUUCUGCUCUAAAGUACAAUAGAGUAGCUAAGGGUUUCCAUGCUUAGCUGGAAGUGUAUGAGAAGACCCUGAGUGUACCUGUUAUUUACAGAUAACUAUGUACUGUUCUGAAAAAGAUGAUUUGCUGAAAAUGCUAUAUGUAAUCUUAGAAUAUAUCAAACAAGGCUAGAGAUAAGGAAUAAUUAACAUUUCAGGAUGUGGCAUUGGUGAGAUUACACCUGGAAAAUUGUAUACUUUUUUAGCCAUGUUCAUUGGGGAAAUAUGAAUCUAGUUGGAGCGCACUGUAGCCAAGGGCUCUGAGGAUGAGCUGCAGAAUCAAGAGAGCCUGUUUUUCAAGAGGUGAUUAAACAUGAUCCGCUUGUUUAUCUAGUAAAACGGGCUAAAAGUGUGAUUGCUCUCUUCAUUUACGAUCAAGGUCAAGUGCUAAGUAUCAGUCUGAAAGGAAGAACUUUUUAAGUUAAGGGGCCAUGCCAGUGCAAAACCAGGAUAUAAUUUAAUCAUGAGUUCUCAUGAGCUGGAAACCAAAAGGAAUUUUCUUGGCAUCAGAUGAGCAAUGUUUUGCAGUAGGCUUAGAAGCAGAUGAGCCAUGGGAGGAAGAUCUAAUUCUUACUCAUUUCAGGGUAGAGCUUGCCCGUUUCUCAAAAGAUGGUUUUGAGAUUGCAGACUGGAUUUGUGAUCUGGGAUUCUGCCUGCAUUCUUAUGUUAUUAAUGCUUGCAUUUAAAUUGCCCUUACUUAUAACUUUGGGAUGACUACUGUCUUCUUGAUGGUGGUGAUGUCUUGUUUUGUGGAAGCUAAGGGGAACUGUUUGGCUGAGUGUCAGAAAUAAAAGCUAUGAACAGUGCCAGAUAUCAUUGCCUAUCUCAUAACAAUAAUGAAGGCUGAAUGAUUAAGAUAAUCCAGAGGUGAAUUUAGUUAAGUAGGCUGUAAUUGUUCAUACCAAGUAAAAGAAUAAAUGUGGUGACAGUAUUUAGGGUUGCAUAAAUUACAAUAAAUGGCACAUUUUGGCAUCAUGGCCAGACAUCAGACCGUAGUCAUAGUUUACAUGCUCUAAAAUGGACUUCUGUUUUAAUUAAAAUUACCCUUAGCAAUCACGUAUAAUCCACAACAAGAGCAAUUCAAUAAAAUACCUUUCAGGAAACCGGUUCAGGUUUCCUUGAGCUAGAGAUGUAAGUAGAUAAAGACCUGUUCCAAAGUACGCAUAACCACUCUAUAUUUUCAUAUUGGGUUUGCGUGUGCUGUUACUAAUACUGAGUAUAAAUCCAAUUAUUAUUCAAAGCAUGAAUGUUUCUUGCUUAUCCAGGUUGUUCAAUAUAUUCAAUGCAUUAUAUUUUCUCUUCCUACGAAUCCUUGGCUGGGUGCAUCUGAAUGAAUUUUAGCCAUAGAUUAAGAAAAUAAAACAACAUAUCAAGACGUGCUUAAGCUAUCUGUUAUAAGGAACACUUCUAAAGUUGGUUCAUCCAGUUUUUAAGAGGAAAGAAGGUAUGAAUGAUAUGAAAUUAUAAAUUUGACAAGCUCAGGAGAACAGGUGUUCCACAAAAGAGUGUGCAAAUGAAGCACGCUUGCACAUUUUCUACCUAAUUAAUUUUUGACCCCUGUAGAUAAACAUGUAUUUGGGGACCUUUAACAGAGGGCAGAACUGGGAGGAGACAAGAUUAAAACUGCCUAAACCACAGUUUAUAUUUGCUUAUGUUAGAAGUUAAUGAUUCUUCUACCAAGUACCAGCACAACCUUGCUUAAGGAGAGACUGCUCAGGCUUUUGACCACUUGAGUGGUAGUAUAGCUGCUGUUGUUGUGGAUACAAAAUCUAGUAUACUAGCUAUUUGUUAGAUAUUCCCUGGGAUUGAUGCGAAAGUGAGCUAGAAAGAGAGCAAUUGGAACAACAUGGAAGAGUGUUAACUUUCAUUCUCACGGUAAUUCAGUAAAGAAAUCAGCCAUGACAGUGGAAACUGAAUCCAGCCACAUUGAUGACUCAAACCAGGAAGCAGAACCUGCCCAGCUUUUGGAUGAUGAAGCAAAUAAACAACUACCACUCAGAAAGAAGACUUCCUGUUGCACAGGCCUGAAGGUGUUUCUCGCUGCUUUAUCAUUCAGCUACUUUUGUAAAGCGUUGUCUGGUACGAUUAUGAAAAGUUCCAUCACUCAAAUUGAAAGAAGGUUUGACCUUACGUCCUCUACAGUUGGUCUCAUUGAUGGAAGCUUUGAGAUGGGUAAUUUGCUGGUGAUAGCAUUUGUAAGUUACUUUGGAGCUAAACUUCAUAGGCCUAAAGUAAUAGCUGUUGGAUGCUUUAUUAUGGCUUUGGGAUGUAUUUUAACAGCAAUGCCUCAUUUCUUCAUGGGAUACUACAACUAUGAGACAGCAUCACGUGCGAAAUCUUCAGUCAACUUAACUUCAGACAUAAAUCCUUGUUUGCUACAUCAAGAUGCCAACAAAACUUUGUUAGAAGUCUCACAAUCAGGCUGUGAAAAAGAAACAUCAUCAUACAUGUGGAUAUAUAUCUUACUGGGAAACAUGUUACGUGGAAUUGGUGAGACACCGAUAACACCACUGGGCAUCUCUUAUCUGGAUGAUUUCGCUAAGGAAGAAGAUGCCCCUGUAUACAUAGCAAGUUUGCACACAAUAGCCAUGUUUGGCCCAAUGUUUGGUUUCCUGUUGGGAUCGCUAUGUGCAAAGCUGUACGUGGAUGUUGGAUUUGUGGAUUUAGAGAGCAUCACUAUAACCCCACAGGAUUCCCGUUGGGUGGGUGCAUGGUGGCUGGGUUUUAUAAUAGCUGGAACAACCAGUCUCCUAGCUGCUAUUCCUUUCUGCUUCCUGCCAAAGAGUCUGAAAAAGCCAGAGGAAGCCAAAAACGACAAAACGUCAUCUGAUCUCCUGGGAGCCAUGAGGAAGACACAUACUUCUGUAAAACCUAACUCAAAGAAGUGGUCAGCAAUCUUGAAAGAUUUCUGUACUUCCCUGAAAAAAGUCCUGAGUAAUCCAAUGUACUUUACGCUUCUGUGCAGCUCACUGUUACAGUUCAGUAGCUUUAUCGGUUUCUUGACUUACAAACCAAAGUACAUGGAACAGCAGUAUGGACAAUCUGUAUCUAAAUCUAACUUUAUCAUAGGAUUGACAUCGUUACCUCCUGUGGGUAUUGGGAUUUUCCUAGGAGGGCUCAUAAUGAAGAAGUACAAAAUGAGUAUCGUUGGAGCAGCCAAGUUUGCGCUUAGCAUGUCAUUUUUGGCCUUCCUCUUCACUCUCUUGCACUUAUUUGUGGGCUGUGAGAACCAUGUGGUGGCAGGACUGACAGUGUCCUAUGAUGGCAAACCCAUUCAGCACCGUGAAAAUGCCUUAUUUUCUGAUUGCAACUCUGACUGCAAAUGUGCUGCCAAUGUGUGGGACCCUGUGUGUGGAGACAAUGGAAUUACAUACGUUUCAGCGUGUCUUGCAGGGUGCACAGCUUCGGUGGGACAUGGCAAGAACAUGCUCUUCCAUAACUGUAGCUGCCUUGAAGCCAGCGGGUCACAGUGGGGAAAUAACUCUGUCACUUUGGGACAAUGUCCAAAAAGUGAUGCUUGUUCAAGGAACUUUAUUUAUUAUACAGUAAUACAAGUCAUAAGCGGCUUUUGUUAUGCAUUGGGAGGCACCCCAGCUUACAUGCUGAUGUUUAGAUGUGUCCAGCCAGAGCUGAAAUCUCUUGCGGUUGGUCUGUACACACUCAUUAUGAGAAUGCUAGCUGGAAUUCCAGCCCCAGUUUAUUUUGGUGCACUGAUUGACAGGACGUGCUUGAAAUGGGGAAGCAGAAGCUGUGGGCAGCGAGGGGCUUGCAGGAUAUAUGACUCCAAUGCUUACAGAUAUGCCUACCUUGGCUUAUCAGCAGUGCUAAGAGCUCCUUCCUACUUGUUAGGAAUCCUUUUAUUAAUACUAAUAAAGAAACACUAUCAAGCUAAGAAAUCCAAAUCUACAGAAAAUGGAGGAAGAGAAGAUGUUCCGGUGAAUAACGAAGAUAAUUUCAAGAGCAGUGAACCUCUGGCAGGUUCUCAUGAAGAAGAGAAAGAAUCCUGUAUUUAGAAGGCCGUUUUAGACCAGUGUCACAUGAAUUAGGGCACCUGGUUUUAGGAACAGCUCUCACGAUGGCAUGAAUAACUGAGCAAUAAAUAGUAACACUUCUUUGGAAAGUGAAGGUAGUAACAAACUUGUAAUCAACAACAAUAAGUGCCACACACAUUGUUUCACAACACAGCCAUGUUUCACUUCCAGGUAUGAAUAUGUGUACCAGGUUACCAAUAACAGGCAUAACAAGUUACCUGAACAGAGUCAAGUUCUCAGUUGAUAAGGAAGGAAAAUCCCACCUGGCGUGACUGACAGAGCCUGUCCACAGUUUUUAAGGGUGUCAGAGAUGCCUGCUGGCAGAACAGCCAGCUCCCCACGGCCUCACAAAACGUGCCGCUCGGAUCCUGCCAGGGAGUGGCAGGUUGAGCUCUAGCUGCAGGGUUCCCAUUUCAUCACACUCAGUGCAGAAUUCAAAAUAAGAUCUUUAAGCAAAGUGUUUCCACCCCAAUGAAAUGAAUCAUCUCAACCAUUUUCCACUGCAAAAUUGGCAAAAUCUGGCAAAAGCAGUAUUUUCCCAGAAGACAUUUUAUCUUAGUUCAACUGAAAACAUUAUAGCUGGUUAUAACCACAAAUAGGUUGAUAAAAAGGAAAUAAUUGUUUUUUAAAAAAGUCUCAAGGUUCUAGCGUUGUAUUAAAAGUUAAUUUUUUUAGUUGUGACUAUGAAACAUAAAUAUUCUGAAUUUUGUAGUGACACUGUUUUCUAAGCAAAAUCUGUCCAGUGUAUGCUGCUUUGUCCAAGGUGGCAUUUAUUGCUAUGCCAUGUAGUAACCAGCAGAGGACACUCAAAGAAUAGUAUUACCCAUCCAGCGACUGCAAAUGCUCGAAAUUUUUGUCAUGUAGGAAGUUGCUGUUUUGGGGGAGAAGCUGAUCAUCAGCUAUGCGCAACGUUCAUCUGUGUUUUCUUGCACCUUAAAACUUUUUCAGCUCAAGCCUUUAGCUCAUAUUUUCAGAGUUGCCUUUGUAUAUUUGUUGGUUUGAGGUCCUUAUGUUUGUACCAAUGAGACCUGGACAACUGUUAUUACUUUAAAUAAAAAGAUGCAUGCUGGAGUACCAUUUCACAACAGUGAUUGAAUUCUCUGGUUGAUACAUCAAAAUAGAUGCUCCAGGGUAGAGCGGGGAUACAGAAAUCAGACAUAUUUGACAACGUACUAAAGUACAUGGAGCAAAAUGCUAAGGUGAGCUGUUAUGUAGUAACAGUGUUGUCCAUCCUGAGCAUUCAUGUAGUAGUGACUACAGCAGCUAAGGGGAGAAAAGGGAUACUUUUUUCCAAAUAAAGUGAUACUUUCUGUA
Struthio camelus australis is the source of this 6766-nucleotide messenger RNA. RefSeq names its product solute carrier organic anion transporter family member 1C1. Gene Ontology annotation, molecular function: protein binding; bile acid transmembrane transporter activity. Gene Ontology annotation, biological process: transmembrane transport; sodium-independent organic anion transport; bile acid and bile salt transport. Lineage: Eukaryota; Metazoa; Chordata; Aves; Struthioniformes; Struthionidae. The record is from RefSeq and is a predicted model, not a curated record. Gene Ontology annotation, cellular component: plasma membrane.